AUGUGUGUGGAUUCCAUAGGGUCAGAGGGCACGCCUAUUGCAAUCAGAAGACUCCAAGUGUAGAGGCAGGGAUGGAUGAACAGGCUCUUUUAGGGCUAAAUCCAAAUGCUGAUUCAGACUUCAGACAAAGGGCCCUGGCCUAUUUUGAGCAGUUGAAGAUUUCCCCAGAUGCUUGGCAGGUGUGUGCAGAAGCUCUAGCCCAGAGGACAUACAGUGAUGAUCACAUAAAAUUUUUCUGCUUUCAAGUAUUAGAACAUCAAGUUAAAUACAAAUAUUCAGAACUAACCACUGUUCAACAACAACUAAUUAGGGAGACACUCAUAUCUUGGCUUCAAGCUCAGAUGCUGAGUCUCCAACCAGAGAAGACCUUUAUACGAAAUAAAGCAGCCCAGGUCUUCGCCUUGCUUUUUGUUACAGAAUAUCUCACUAAGUGGCCCAAGUUUUUUUUCGACAUUCUCUCAGUAGUGGACCUAAAUCCAAGGGGAGUAGAUCUGUACGUCCGAAUCCUCAUGGCUAUCGAUUCUGAGUUGGUGGAUCGUGAUGUGGUUCACACAUCAGAGGAAGCUCGUAGGAAUACGCUGAUAAAAGAUACCAUGAGGGAACAGUGCAUUCCAAAUUUGGUGGAAUCAUGGUACCAAAUCUUACAAAGCUAUCAGUAUACUAAUUCAGAAGUGACAUGUCAGUGCCUUGAAGUAGUUGGGGCUUACGUCUCUUGGAUAGACUUAUCCCUUAUAGCCAAUGAUAGGUUUAUAAAUAUGCUGCUAGGUCACAUGUCAAUAGAAGUUCUACGGGAAGAAGCAUGUGACUGUUUAUUUGAAAUUGUAAAUAAAGGAAUGGACCCUGUUGAUAAAAUGAAGCUAGUAGAAUCUUUGUGUCAAGUGUUACAGACUGCUGGGUUUUUCAGUAUUGACCAGGAAGAAGACGUGGACUUCCUGGCCAGAUUUUCUAAGCUGGUUAAUGGAAUGGGACAGUCACUGAUAGUUAGCUGGACUAAAUUAAUUAAGAGUGGGGAUAUUAAGAAUGCUCAAGAGGCACUACAAGCUAUUGAAACAAAAGUGGCACUUAUGUUGCAGCUGCUCAUUCAUGAGGAUGAUGACAUCUCCUCUAACAUAAUUGGGUUUUGUUACGAUUAUCUUCAUAUUUUGAAACAGCUUACGGUGCUCUCAGAUCAACAAAAGGCUAAUGUAGAGGCAAUCAUGUUGGCUGUUAUGAAAAAACUGACUUACGAUGAAGAAUACAACUUUGAAAAUGAGGGUGAAGACGAAGCCAUGUUUGUAGAAUAUAGAAAACAGCUGAAGUUGUUGUUGGACAGACUUGCUCAAGUGUCACCAGAGUUACUGCUAGCUUCUGUUCGCAGAGUUUUUAGUUCUACACUUCAGAAUUGGCAGACUACACGGUUUAUGGAAGUUGAAGUAGCGAUCAGAUUGCUGUAUAUGCUGGCAGAAGCUCUUCCAGUGUCUCACGGUGCACACUUCUCAGGUGACGUUUCGAAAGCUAGCGCUUUGCAGGACAUGAUGCGAACUCUGGUAACGUCAGGAGUCAGUUCCUAUCAGCAUACAUCUGUGAUGCUGGAAUUCUUUGAAACUGUUGUUAGAUAUGAAAAGUUUUUCACGGUUGAACCUCAACACAUUCCAAAUGUACUAAUGGCUUUCUUAGAUCACCGGGGUCUGCGGCAUUCUAGUGCUAAAGUACGGAGUAGAACUGCAUACCUGUUCUCUAGAUUUGUCAAGUCUCUCAAUAAACAAAUGAAUCCUUUCAUUGAAGAUAUUUUGAAUAGAAUACAAGAUUUAUUGGUCCUUUCUCCACCAGAGAAUGGAUACCAGUCCUUGUUGAGCAGCGAUGAUCAACUAUUUAUUUAUGAGACAGCUGGAGUGCUUAUUGUCAAUAGUGAAUACCCAGCAGAUAGGAAGCAAAUAUUAAUGAGGAAUCUAUUGACUCCACUAAUGGAAAAGUUUAAAAUUCUGUUAGAAAAAUUAAUGCUGGCACAAGAUGAAGAAAGACAGGCAUCUCUGGCAGACUGUCUGAACCAUGCUGUUGGAUUUGCCAGUCGAACCAGCAAAGCUUUCAGCAACAAGCAGACUGUGAAACAGUGUGGCUGUUCCGAAGUUUACCUGGAUUGCUUACAGACCUUCUUGCCAGCCCUAAGUUGUCCCUUGCAAAAGGAUAUUCUCAGAAGUGGAGUUCGAACUUUUCUUCAUCGAAUGAUUAUUUGCCUGGAGGAGGAAGUUCUUCCAUUCAUUCCUUCUGCCUCAGAACAUAUGCUCAAAGAUUGUGAAGCAAAAGACCUCCAGGAGUUCAUUCCCCUUAUCAACCAGAUUACAGCCAAAUUUAAGAUCCAGGUUUCCCCAUUUUUACAACAGAUGUUCAUGCCUCUGCUUCGUGCAAUUUUCGAAGUGCUCCUCCGACCAGCAGAAGAGAAUGACCAGUCUGCGGCUCUGGAGAAGCAGAUGUUGCGGCGGAGCUACUUUGCCUUCCUGCAGACAGUCACAGGCAGCGGAAUGAGUGAGGUGAUAGCAAAUCAAGGCGCAGAGAACGUAGAACAAGUGUUAGUAACCGUUAUCCAAGGAGCUGUUGACUAUCCAGAUCCGAUUGCACAGAAAACAUGUUUUAUCAUCCUCUCAAAGUUGGUAGAACUCUGGGGAGGUAAAGAUGGACCGGUGGGAUUUGCUGAUUUUGUUUAUAAACACAUUGUUCCUGCAUGUUUCCUGGCCCCUUUAAAACAAACAUUUGACCUGGCAGAUGCGCAAACAGUAUUGGCUCUAUCUGAGUGUGCCGUGACACUGAAAACAAUUCAUCUCAAACGGGGGCCAGAAUGUGUUCAAUAUCUGCAACAGGAAUACCUGCCCUCCUUACAAGUAGCUCCCGAAAUAAUUCAGGAGUUUUGUCAAGCACUUCAGCAACCUGAUGCUAAAGUUUUUAAAAACUAUUUAAAGGUGUUUUUCCAGAGAGCAAAACCCUAAGGACUGGAUUUCCUUGUACCCACAUCAUGAUCAGGAAUUCCAAUUAAUAAUUUAUAAAGGAGUGAUUUUUUUGUGUGUGCCAUUCACACUCUUUCAACAUUGCUUUGAACUUAUAGCAAUGUAUG
Octodon degus (degu) is the source of this 3085-nucleotide messenger RNA. It is a transcript of the gene Xpot, whose product is annotated as exportin for tRNA. Lineage: Eukaryota; Metazoa; Chordata; Mammalia; Rodentia; Octodontidae. The coding region runs from base 72 to 2960 and encodes 962 amino acids. The record is from RefSeq and is a predicted model, not a curated record. Gene Ontology annotation, molecular function: small GTPase binding; tRNA binding. The transcript is spliced from 24 exons. Gene Ontology annotation, biological process: intracellular protein transport; tRNA re-export from nucleus. Gene Ontology annotation, cellular component: nuclear matrix; cytoplasm; nuclear pore.